UCUAGUGCUUAUAUAUGGGGGCAACUAACUAUACUGUGCAAUUAAUGAAUAAAAAUCUAAUAAUAAAUAAGUGAAAUCAUCUCGUGUCUGUGCAAGCUGCAGCAUUGCAUUGCAUGUCAGUGUGGAAACGUGAGCAGAAAGACGAAUACAAACUGCAGGGUCUAAGCCACUGUAGCAGAAACAACCUAUUGAUUUAAAGGGGAAAAUACACCAUCAUCAUCAUCACCAUCAUCAUCAUCACCUCCAUACAAUACAGCACCAGCAUCGAGGAGCUGCCUGGAGUUUAUCUGGUCAGCGUUCAAGAGAAUCCAUAAUGAUGCCUGCACGAGAAGCUACCAAGAAGAAACCACCUAAGGACAGCUUAACUUUAUUACCCUGUUUCUAUUUUGUAGAGCUGCCUAUCGUGGCUUCCUCUAUGGUCUCUUUGUACUUCCUGGAGUUGACUGAUGUUCUGCAGCCAGCGCAGGUGGGUUUUCGCUGUCAUGAUCGCUCGCUCAGCAUGCCCUACGUGGAGAGCGGAGAGGAACUUAUCCCUCUACUUAUGCUGCUGAGUCUCGCCUUCGCUGGUCCCGCUGCUUCCAUUAUGAUUGGAGAGGGUAUUGUGUAUUGCAUGCAGUCCAGACUCAAGAUAGUGUCUGGGAAUGAAGGAAGCAUCAAUGCUGGUGGAUGUAAUUUCAACUCUUUCCUCCGGAGAACUGUACGUUUUGUUGGUGUUCAUGUGUUUGGUCUUUGUGCCACGGCACUUGUCACUGACGUAAUCCAAAUUGCCACCGGCUACCACACACCUUUCUUUCUGACUGUAUGCAAGCCCAAUUACACCCUUCCUGGAGUCUCCUGUGACAAAAAUCCCUACAUCACUAAAGACAUCUGCUCUGGUCAUGACCAGCAUGCCAUUCUCUCAGCCAGGAAAACCUUCCCUUCCCAGCAUGCAACUCUUUCUUCCUUUGCUGCUGUUUAUAUUUCAAUGUACUUCAACUCUACUAUCUCAGACAACACCAAGCUGCUGAAACCUGUCUUGGUUUUUGCCUUUGCCAUUGCUGCUGCCCUGACCGGUCUCACUCAGAUCACACAGUACCGCAGCCACCCCAUUGACGUCUAUGUGGGUUUUUGCAUCGGUGCUGGCAUCGCAGUGUAUCUGGCAUUCUAUGCUGUUUCUAACUUCAAACCAGCACAGGAUUCCAUUCCUGUUCCUGCCCCACCCCCUCCAAAGGAUGCCCUGCGAGCCCUUGCACAGAGAGGCCACGACUCGGUUUACAAUAAAGGCCAUGCCUCUGAGAGUAAUGAAGAGAUUACAUCACCGUCUUCCUUGGAUGGUUUGAACCGCCCCAUCCAGCGUGAAAAGGCAUCAUUAGGUAGCCUGAAACGGGCCAGUGUAGAUGUAGAGCUUCUUGCCCCCCGGAGCCCUAUGGGUAAGGAGACUAUGGUGACAUUCAGCAACACUUUACCACGAGCUACAGCUGCAGGCCCUGAGGAGCCCACAAGGCGUUUGGUAACAGUGCCUGUGCCUGUGGACCCAAUGCGAUCACAUCAGCUUGUCUCUGAAUGGAAGCAGAAGUCCUUGGAGAUGCGCAGUGCUAGUCUACAGAGUGAUGAGGGUAGCAAGGAGGACUCAGACCUAGGUGAGGAUACCACUGAAGAAGAGAGUGCACCAUCCACAUUAUACAGUGCCACUGUGCCACAAUCUGCCAAGCCAGCCAAUGCACCCACGGGAGCAAGGGUAGUUAUGCCUCCCAAGCCGCCAGUUCCUCCUCCAGUGUCUCCAAAGAGUGCAAGCACCCGUGCUAAAUGGCUGUCCAUCACAGAGAAGAGUGGGGCCAAUAUACCAGGUGCACUAAGGGCGAUGAACCAACCUCGCAUCAUGCAGGUCAUUGCCAUGUCCAAGCAACAGGGUCUGCUAUCCAGCACCAAAUCCUCUGAGGCAUCAUCCUCCUCUGCCACUUCCUCUAUCACAGGCACCGAGUCACCCCCCUAUCGGCCACCAUCUGAUCGUGACAGUGGCUCUGGCAUCAUCACAGUGGAUGCGCAUGCCUCUCACCACCCUGUAGUCCACAUGGUCUCCAACCCUGCCAAUCCCUGGGAAUGGAGGGGAUCCUCAAAUGGGAACAUGUCCGAGUCAUAUGAACUCAAUGACCUGAACCGCGAGGGCUCUAGAGGAUAUCGUCAGGUGAAGAACAGCUCACCAUGCUCUUCGAUUGGUGAGGCUGACCUAGACUUCCAUAAGCCUCUUCAAACCCCUCAGCCACCGCAACCUCCCCAGCUUCCCAAGCUUGAUCAAAACAUGGAGGGACGCAGUCUGCGCUGCAAAACUCCUCUGGUGCUUAUUGAUCGGGAGAACCCUCAGAACCAUCAGGAAAACUUUUACAGAAAGCUGCAGAGUGGAAGACGGUUCAAAGAGUGACAAGGCACAGCAUCUAGGAUCUCAAAUGAUGCAGGUUGGACACGUAUCACUAUGCAUCACUCAGACUCUCAUUCUCAUUUUUUUUGCAUUUUUUAGUGUUGAUGAGAUUAGUGAGGGUAAAUACCUGCAUGAUUUAAUGAGAUACAUAUCCAGAAAAUGCUGCUUCAGCCAAUACAACAAGCACAAUAUUUUUGGUCAUAUCUCUGGACUUCUCUGGAAUGGCACCAAAAUCUAAUGAAGAACAUAUACUCUAUAUACAAUAUUUAUCAGAUUUUCAGAUUUAAAAAACAAAACAAAAACAAAGGUUGAUUGCAAGGUUGCUGUUUUGUAUUGUGGCCUUUUAUCUGUGACUUGAUUUUAUGCACAUUUGUCUGUGCCUAUGAUGUCAAGUGGAUUUCAUCUAUUUAUGUCUUUUAAUGUGGUACUUUCUUAGAAUAUAUUGCCUUGGGGAUAAUAAUACUCUAAGAUAAAUUUUAAUGGAGUUCAAAUUGAUCAACAUUAUCCUCAUGCCGGAAAGAACUCGUCUUAUUUUGCUUAAAGAAUUACUGCACUCAAAAAUGCUCGGCUUGUAACAGUUCUCCCAAUCGCACUUAGCAUUUUUCAGUGUAGUACAGUCAUAGGAAAUAUAACAUAUUUUGACACAUGGAACUUACAAGCACAUGGGCUUGGAUUCUGACUGUAUUUAAUGCACACAUUAUAAAUUUCAUAUAACAAGUUCCAAGUCUGAAUGCGCUACAUUUCCCUGCAUAAGUCUUCUUGAAAAAGUAUAAUUUUAUUGCUAUUUUCAAUAAAGAAAUGAAUUUUUUUUCUGAGCACUUAAAAACAAAGCACAGGGAAGUGAGGGGGAUUGUUUAAAGCAUUUAGUGUAUUCAUAAUUUGUUUAAAUUUUUCUCCGUUAAUGAAAAGCGUGUGGCUUUUGCUCACUUGCCGAUGGACUACUGCAUGUUAUGUUAGUGGUUGUAUCCGUUGGAAGUUCAGAUUUGUCACAGUGAUGAAUUAAAUUUUAUCAGUGAUUGUCUUUGCGCCGUGUGGCAAAUGAAGCACAAUGGACGUUCAAUGUUUAGACAUGUGAAGAUAAAAUCUAAUUUUCAUAUUGCGAUAAUAUUGACAAACCUUUCAGCACAGUUGGAAAACUAUGAUAUCAGCAUGAGAUUGUAUUAAAAUUAUAUGUAUUCAAAGAUAUUUUUAUUGUUCU
Messenger RNA from Tachysurus vachellii, 3593 nucleotides. RefSeq names its product phospholipid phosphatase related 3b (gene plppr3b). Bases 314 to 2398 code for a protein of 694 amino acids. Gene Ontology annotation, biological process: phospholipid dephosphorylation; signal transduction; phospholipid metabolic process. The transcript is spliced from 8 exons. The record is from RefSeq and is a predicted model, not a curated record. NCBI's taxonomy places the organism in Eukaryota, Metazoa, Chordata, Actinopteri, Siluriformes, Bagridae. Gene Ontology annotation, molecular function: phosphatidate phosphatase activity.